This is a messenger RNA of Aspergillus calidoustus, 1802 nucleotides long. NCBI's taxonomy places the organism in Eukaryota, Fungi, Ascomycota, Eurotiomycetes, Eurotiales, Aspergillaceae. The record is from the annotation of a GenBank genome assembly.
CAAGAAUACACCCCUUGGCCCUUGAGACCCUCCCGUGCCCUAGGACCAGCCAACCAGGGUGGCUUACGGCAUGGUUUAUCAUGACCCAGGUCUAUUUUAUGUUCUCUAUCAACAGCCCCUUAACGUCCCCGUGGGGAUAUGGCCCACCAGAGUGCGGAAUUGAAGGGCUGUGGAACGGGAAUGGCAUUUUAGGAUGCCCGGAGGUCCUCUAUAAUACUGCUUCGCCUGUGGUGCAAGGUCCAAACUGUGCACUACCCAGGCUUCCUCUUUCUAACCACCAUUCCCGCACCCUUUAUCUGUGUUCCAUCAAUUGAGACUCGAAAAUGUUCUCCCCAGAGACCCUCAGGGGCAAAGAUUCCCAGAGCUCGAUCCAUAUGGAAGAUGUCGCUCCGACGCCACUACAAGAGCCGAUCGAGCAUGACUCCUACACGAGGGAAGACCCUGCCAACCCGCGAAACUGGCCUGGCUGGAAGAAGAAUGCCCAGAUCCUGAUGGUGGCAUUCCACUCGAUGUCUGCGACUUUCGUCGCUGCGGGUAUCAUACCCGCGUAUGAGUCUCUGGCAGAAGAAUAUGGCAUUACUGUGCCCCAGGCCAGCUAUCUCACCUCGGCGCAGAUCCUUCUCUUCGGAAUCGCCCCGUUCGUAUGGAAACCAAUUACCGCAAUCUACGGCCGAUACCAUGUCUUUUUGCUCUCAGUCUUUGGGGCGAUGCUGUGCAACAUUGGCUCUGCCCGGUCCACCACAUUCGGCGCCCAAAUGACUGCCAGGGUCCUCGGCGCGAUUCUCAUCUCGCCACCAUUCGGUAUCGGCAGCGGCGUCAUUAACGAUCUGUGCGAGCCGGAGCACCGGGCCCAGAAGCUGGGCUGGUGGACAUUGAUGCUGACGCUCGGAACGCCCUGCGGGCCCUUCAUCAUGGGCUUUGUGACGGAGCAUAUCGGCGUCGAGUGGAUCUUCUGGAUCUUCACUAUCAUAAACUUCGUCCAGCUGGCCCUCUAUGUCGCCAUCGGCGAGGAAACUCUGUAUAUCCCUCCGGGACAGCAGCGGAAGGCAAAUGAGACGGUCAAACGCGGAUUCUUCACCAAGUUCAUCCCUAAACGCAUCGACCAGCGCCCCCUGCGACCCCGCGAGUUCAUCGAACCGCUCUUCCUCUCGCGCCACCCCCGCAUCCUGAUCCCCGCCGUAGCGCACGCCGUCGUCUUCUGCUACGCGAACAUCGCCCUAAUCGUCGAAAUGCCCAUCGUCUUUGGCGAAAAGUUCCACUUCACCGCGCAGCAAAUUGGCCUGCAGUUCAUCGCCAUCAUCAUCGGGUGCGUACUGGGCGAGCAGGUCAGCGGGCCCGUCUCCGACUGGUUCCUGGUUGCUUUGAAGCGGAGAAGGGGGAGGAACCUGAAAGAAGGAGAGGGAGAGAACGUCCGCGACGCAGACCGGCUGUGGCUCUCGUACAUUGGCUACGCAACGGUUGUUGCGGGCUUGCUCGUUUGGGGAGUCCAGCUGGAAAAGGCGGACAGGACGUGGAAUGUCACGCCCUGCGUUGGCGCGGCGAUUGCGAGCUUUGGGAAUCAGGUUGUUACGACCAUCCUCAUCGCGUUUGCGGUCGAUAGCUACAAGGAGCGGGCGACGGAUGUCGGUGUGUGCAUUAACCUGUAUCGCCAGGUUUAUGGAUUUAUCGGCCCGUUCUACUUUCCCGACAUGUUUGAGACGCUCAAGCUUUCCGGUGCAGCAGGUGUCAUGUGCGGAAUUGUCGCUCUCGCUGCUUUGCUCCCCACUGUCGCGAUACAGUUUGCGGCUUCGCGGUCCAAGUAG